GCACCGGUAGUUAACCUAGAAUGUGAAGAAUUGUAGCUAGUCUGUAAAAAUACAAGCCUUGCCCUGGUGAGGAAGGAGAAGCGGCGCAGGACUAUGGACCCGGUGAACAAUGCUGAGACAGGAGAUACAGAAACCGAACUGGAGCCGGAAUAUGUUCUUAUUCCGAAGGAAACGAGGUGCAAGAAGAAGGAGCAGGAAAAGCUGUCCGGAGUCGUCAAGAAUGUCCAUAGAAAACUGCGAAGAAAAUACCGAGAAGUGGGGGAUUUUGAGAAGAUCUGGCGAGAGCACUGUGAGGAUGAGCAGACUCUGAGUGAAUACGCCCUGGCCAUGAAGAACCUGGCCGAUAACCACUGGGCCAAGACCUGUGAGGGAGAGGGCCGCAUCGAGUGGUGUCGCAGUGUUUGUCAGGAGUAUUUCCUGGAUGGUGGGAUGAAAAGAAUGUUGAAGAAGGAUGAGAAGAGUGCCAGGCUUGCCAUGGCCGCCUCAGCUGCAACUCUGAGUGCCCAGCCUUAUAGCUCCUUCAUCCCCAGGUCCAUCUCCCAGCUUGGUAAAAUGCGGCUGCUGGACGUUGGCAGCUGUUUUAACCCCUUCCUGAAGUUUGACGAGUUCCUCACAGUCGGUAUUGACAUAGUGCCUGCGGUCGAGAGUGUAUACAAGUGUGACUUCCUUAACCUCCAGCUCCAGCAGCCCCUGCAGCUGGCUGGUGACGCAGUGGAAGCCUUCCUGAGACAGCUGUGUAGCCCCAUCGACGCGCUGCCCGCCCAACUCUUCAACGUGGUGGUCUUCUCACUGCUCCUCUCCUACUUCCCCUCGCCUUACCAGCGCUGGAUCUGCUGCAAGAAGGCCCACGAGCUGCUGGAACUGCAUGGCCUGCUGCUCAUCAUCACCCCCGACUCCUCCCACCAGAACCGCCACGCCCUCAUGAUGCGCAGCUGGCGCGUGGCGGUGGAGUCACUGGGCUUCAGGCGCUGCAAGUACAUCAAGUUCUCCCACAUGCACCUCAUAGCCUUCCGCAAGGUGUCCCUGACCACCACCAGUGACCUGGUCAGCGGUAACUACCCCGAGAUGCUCUACAUCCCUCAGGACUUCCAAUCCCACGAGGAGGAGGACUACACAGACGUGCUGGUUCAGGCCCACUCCGUCUUCGAGGACGACCAGCUGGCGUGGGGCUUCACGGAGCUGCCAGACACGCCCUACGACUCGGAUUCAGGAGAGAGUCAGAGCAGUUCCUUGCCCUUCCUACACGAGCUGGAGGACCCCAUACUGCUGCAGAGCUAGAUGAGCUAAAACCCUACUAGCUACUCUCUAAGUCCUUAUUCAAUCCCUAAGGCUCCCCUUGGCCCUAACCUUUCAAUGUUUGCAGAUCUGAAAGGAGGAAAGCAAUAUUGUUGUAGCUUUGCCACUGCACUGCUUAUACCUAACCAGAGCCUUCAGACAUGCAACAUGGGAGGGGCAAGUGGGAGGGAUGGGGAGCAAUUUGAGACCGGCUGUCUCUGUCCCCAACUGCUGCGCUGCCAAAUGAACCUGCUGCAUUCUUCUCACACUCUUCUUUUCCCUUAACUUAACAACGCAGUUUGCACAGAGUGAAAGAAAAAUAAGUUUACAGAAGUGAGUUGUUUAUUAUUCGAUAUCUUACAUGGUUAGUCUCUCAACACAACUACACACACACACACACACACACACACACACACACACACACACACACACACACACACAAAAUAAAUUAGUUUUUUAAAAUGAAGACACGGUAGCUGAAUGCUCUCAGGAUAGAUGCAGUUAGCCUGCCCCUUGCAUUUCAUCCCAUCUUUGUGAUCUGUCACGCUCUACUAACAGAAGACAGUCAAUCUUUCAAAGGCUUUGUUUUAGUAGUUAAACCGUGAAUGUGCUUCAGUGCCAGCAAGCCGCUGACUUUAAAUCCCUCUUAAAGAGACCGAUACCACAGAGGUUUAUCAGGUUUGGUUAGUGGAAAGAUUGAGAUGGAAAGAGGGGUAUGCUUGAUUCUGUAAAUCAGGCGAGGCUUUCUCUAAUUCUUGGCGUGCAUUUAGUUUUCCAAAAUAUAAAGAAAAAAUAAAACAUUGUCGUACUCAGCAAACUAUGUGAUUUUGUUCACUUUUGAACACUGGUUUUGUCCAACACGAUGUGUGGCAACGCCAUUUUAUUUCAGCCUCUUUUUCACUGAUUCAUAACAAUUAAAGUGAUAUUUGUAGCAUUUUCAGAACCUUAAUGUAUGUAGUUACUUUGUCUAGUUAAAUAAAGGUUAAAAAUAAAAAAAACUACAAAAAACAACUUUUCCUAAUGUGAAACUGUUGGGUUUUUUUCAUAGUGUACCAUGGUACGAGUGUUGCAAAAUAGUCAUUGCUCUAUUUUCUCUGCUGGUGUGAAGAAACUGCUAUGUAAAUAUGCACAGAUGUUAGCUUACCUUCAAUGUUCAAUACAACCUUAUUUGUAAAAAAAAUACUUUUGUGAGGAACAAUAUUUAGGCUUCAUUAUCUGAUCAAUAAUAGGUCUGUAGUGAUGUCUUGGCUUCUUUAUAGGUAACUGUUGGCUUCUCUAUAGGUACUGGUAACUAGACAAAUUAUACUGACCACACUAUGUCCACUGAAGUGAAACAUAUCGACUAAGACACCAGCUUUAGCUGUCAGUUACUGUUUUCCUUUAAAGUACUUCAUAUCUGAGGAGAGCAACAUUGGCCGUAGGAAGAAUUUCUGAAUUCAAAAUGGGUUUUUUCUUCAAUAUUUGCUUUUCAUUCAUAGGUUGGUAGAAUAAGUAUAGUAUCAACAAAUACUGAGUCAUUCAUUGCAUCAGUAAGUUAAUUUGACUAUCCCUUUUUAUAUGUAUUUUCAUCCACAACAUGAAAGUACUUAGUGUGUACUCUGCUUAAAAAAAUGUAUUAUCUCAAAACAGUUGUCAAAAUGGUCUUAUAAACUCUAAUAGAAUUCCAAAAGAUUCGCCUCGAGGUUUUGCACUAAUACCACACGGUCUCGUCAUGUAAUCUCUGAUCUCAUCAAAGUGCAUUUUAGCAAUAGCCAGCUUUAUCCUGUACUGUAUCCUUAUGGGGAAGGUUUCUGUGUUGUUCUCAAUGACACUAGCACACAAAUACUCAUUUGUUAUAUAUUUGUAAUGAUAUUUCCUUUUUUUGUGUGUGUGUGUGUGGAGAUAUGUAGGUUGAGUGUGCAUGAGUGUUUUGUUGUAAUGUACUUCAUAAAUAGUAGACUAAUCUCUCAGCUGCCAUGAGUCAUGGGGAAUAUAGGGUGCGUCCCAAAAUGGCACCCUAUUCCCUAUGGACCUUGGUCAAAAUUAGUCCACUAUGUAGGGAAUAGGGUGCCAUUUGGGACGUGCCCUUAUGAAUAUAAUCAGUAUGAUGUACCUGUACCCAAAUGUUCUCACAUCAGUUUACCUGAAAUCCUAAAGGUGCCUUCUUACUUAUCCCCGGUAAUGUUUUUGCAGUCCUGGUUCUCAUGCCCAUAUGUUAGAAAACUCACACUUUUCACUUGGCAGUAUACAAUGGGUUUUCUUUGCCAAAUAAUUGUGUUAUGUGCAACUGUACAAAUGAGCUACCAGCUUCCACUUAAAAGUAUAAUUGGCUCAAUGUUUUACCCUAAGAACAAUGUGUUUUGUUUAAAUGAUGUAAUUUGUCAUUGAUAAUGAUUACAUAUUGCUUUCAACUUGCUAUACAUACGUUGUAACUAGAUAACUUUCUGGUCAGUUAAUGUUUGGUGUACUUUAAACUAUUUAUCUUUAGUAACAGAAAAGACAGACAUUUCUCAUUACAAAUAAUUUGCUUGAUGGUUGUGAAUUGUACCAGUAAGCAAUUAGUGACACACUCAUCUUUGUAUCUGUCUUCCAAGAGUUUGAUUCCAUUACUUUCAUAAACAGCUUCAUUUUCAGUAUUAAGGAUUUUGACAAUUGCAGGACAAUGUGUGCAUGGUUGUUAUUCUAUUUUAUAAAUGAAUGUUAAUGCAGCUUCCA
Salvelinus namaycush (lake trout) is the source of this 3969-nucleotide messenger RNA. Its product is annotated as S-adenosylmethionine sensor upstream of mTORC1-like. Bases 94 to 1278 code for a protein of 394 amino acids. Gene Ontology annotation, biological process: negative regulation of TORC1 signaling. The transcript has 5 exons. The record is from RefSeq and is a predicted model, not a curated record. NCBI's taxonomy places the organism in Eukaryota, Metazoa, Chordata, Actinopteri, Salmoniformes, Salmonidae.